This is a messenger RNA of Zea mays, 1526 nucleotides long. RefSeq lists its product as uncharacterized. The transcript has 6 exons. Lineage: Eukaryota; Viridiplantae; Streptophyta; Magnoliopsida; Poales; Poaceae. The record is from RefSeq and is a predicted model, not a curated record. Bases 81 to 1526 code for a protein of 481 amino acids.
CGUCGCGUUGGGUUGUCCCCUGCACAGCUGUAUCGGAUUCAGCCGCCCUCCAGGCCCAUCCACAUUCCGGAACAUCAGUGAUGAAGAACGUAGACCGACCACCUUCCAAUCCAAAACGCAUCAUAAUCCAGUCUACUCAGGAGUGCUUCAGCGUUGACAUACCCCGUGCUCCGGCGGGGACUGUUAGACCCGAGACAAGGCGUGCUGCUGAUGAGGAUGAUGACUUUAUGCCAUCAUCCAAGAAGCGUAACUUGGACGACAGCCCUGGGAAAGUUUUGAAGAAGGUAGUCACUAAGCGGCGGAAAGCAGUGCCCCCACCCCGACAGAAGCUGAACGUCAGAUGCAACCCCCAAGAUGUGUUAGUAAGCAUACAAAUAUUAAAUGACAGACAGCAACAAGCAAUUGCACGUAGGGGAUUUUCUAGUAUUCUUGAUAUGAGACUGGAUGCACUCGGCAGCAGAUCACACUUAGCUUGGCUGAUGGAAAAGCUCGACCCCAAUGACAUGACAAUUCGAGCUGGCCCUGGAAAGGAGCUGAAAAUAACAAAGGAUACGGUGCACCUAAUUUUGGGUUUACCGAAUGCUGGGGGAGGAACUGCAUUGGGCAUCGAUGAAGCUGUUGUUGCCAACAAUUUGAGAGCUGAACUUGGGCUAUCGAAAGAAGAUUUUGGGGUUACAGCUCUACAAGAUCGUUUGAGGAAAGGUUCUGACGAUGAUUUAAGCAUCAGAUGCUUUUUCUUGAUAUUGUUCAAUAGGUUGUUGUUCCCUACUGCCAGCUGGGGAAUAACGAACCAUGAGGUUCUUUUAACCGAGCAGAUGGAUCGUUUCCACCAGAUUGACUGGUGUCAGCUUAUUUUCAAUGAUUUAUGCCAAGCUGCCAAGAAGUGGCAUAACAGGAGCGUUACGAACGUUUCUACAACCAUCUAUGGAUGUUCCAUCGUUAUUCUUCUGUAUUAUUUGGAUCAUUUGCAUGACUCAGCGGCACCCCUGAACAAACGUGGAACACCACGAAUCAAAUACUUUGAUAGGAAUAUUAUUCAAGCCCUGACAAGAGCUGACAAGGGCAAGAUACGCAAAGGAGAAGAAGCAUUUGGACAUUGCUCGUUCCGAAGCUCCUCAGAGACCUGCUACACAGAUGUACCACCCGUUUAUGCACAAUUCAAGCAUAAGACCAGGACCAAUGCUUUUGAUGUUCCUCGUCCUGACCCAUCUGGACAGCACUCAAUUCACAUCGAACUCCCGCUCAUCAGGGAUUUGAUAUCAAGCAAGCUUAAUCAGCUUCCAUCCCGCCACCGCAUGGGUUUCAUAGAGAAGCUGUCACAUUUUGAUGCGGAGGUUGGUAAGGCGUGUUCAGUUAUUAAACAGAAUCUUCAGCAGAUUGUUGAGAAACAAUUCAAUCUAUCUGAUGUUUUUGGCGAGUUAAUUGAUGAGGUCCUCCGUGCCGAGGCGGGUGACAACGAAGAUGCUUAUGAUGUGCAGAAAACCACAUCAAAAUCAGAUGAUCAUCUUCCCCAGACAGCUGGUUAG